Molecule: messenger RNA, 1426 nt
Organism: Coffea eugenioides
Lineage: Eukaryota; Viridiplantae; Streptophyta; Magnoliopsida; Gentianales; Rubiaceae
Product: adenine phosphoribosyltransferase 5-like
Exons: 7
Coding region: 587-1165 (192 amino acids)
Biological process (GO): adenine salvage
Cellular component (GO): cytosol; cytoplasm
Molecular function (GO): adenine phosphoribosyltransferase activity
Source: RefSeq, a predicted model, not a curated record
GAUUUUGAUGUGAGAGCACAAAAUACUUUCAUUUUCUCCUCCCCACCUCUCAAAUCUGGAAGAAAAGAAAGAAAGCAAAACAUCCAUCAUAUAUGUUACACUAUUGAGCCACGCACACUUGAGGGUGCGCGUGGAAGAAGGCCCGUUUUCUUGAAAUUUCCCCAUCACACCAUGUAGGUGGUGGUGCCAACAGAAAAAAAUGUCACUGAAAAUCCACACAAAACAUGGACAUGAAUGAACGAAGGAAGGAAGGAAGGAAGGAAGGAAGAAAAAGAGAGAUUUGAUCUUUACAACUUUAUUACUAGCUCCUCUGGAAGGGUGAAAUAACUGUUGGAACUUGCAAAGUGCGUAUCCAAAGCACAUUCAAGACUGCAAAAGUACACAGUGCAGAGGCUAUAAAGACACCAGAGUCCCCAGACCUCUUCAACCAGCUCCAAAGAGAGAGAAGAAGCAGCAAAAAGCAAAAAAAAACAAAAAAGAGAGAAAAAAAAAAGGAUACUCCUUUCUUUCUUUCUUGCUUGCACAUACCCUCAAAUCAAAGCUCAAGAUUCACGCACACACACUAAAAAAAGCACAGGCAAGCAAGAUGUUUGCAGCAGAAAAUGGGCUCAAGGGUGACCCAAGGCUUCAGGCCAUUUCUGAUGCCAUCAGAGUCAUACCCCACUUCCCAAAACCGGGAAUAAUGUUUCAAGACAUAACCACUUUGUUACUGAAUCAUAAGGUCUUUAAAGACACUGUGGACAUAUUUGUGGAUAGAUACAAGGACAUGGACAUCUCUGUGGUUGCUGGCAUCGAAGCCAGAGGAUUCAUGUUUGGACCAUCAAUUGCACUGGCUAUUGGUGCCAAGUUUGUUCCCUUGCGUAAACCAGGAAAACUGCCAGGAGACGUCAUAUCAGAAGCUUAUGAGCUGGAAUAUGGAAAAGACUGUCUAGAGAUGCAUAUUGAUGCAGUGCAGAGAGGAGAAAGGGCUGUGGUAAUUGAUGAUUUGGUAGCUACUGGUGGAACACUCUCUGCAGCAAUAAAACUUUUAGAAUCCAUGGAAGCUGAAGUUGUUGAAUGUGCUUGUGUUAUAGGAUUGCCUGAGGCCAAGGGACGACAAAGCAGGCUAAACGGAAAGCCACUUUACAUACUUGUGGAACCCCGAGAAUUUGAAGGUUAUUGUUGAGCAAGCAGGGCCUGUGUGUAUCCAAGGCUGAUUUCAGAUUUUCAGUCCAGAAGAGAUGAUACCUGGGAAACGAAGUAGAAAUUUUGGCUCACAGGCCUUUUGUACCGUUCUUCCUCUUCUUCUUCUUCUUCUUUUUAACAAUUAUCUUAGAGACUGUUUCAGUUUUCCUCGGCUGCUGCUAUUUUAUUAGAACUUGUGGAUAAGUUAAAGACGUAUUCAGACAUUCCACAGAGAUUUGAAUUAACUUUGCUCAACUAGUCA